This is a messenger RNA of Vespa crabro (European hornet), 1830 nucleotides long. RefSeq names its product limbic system-associated membrane protein-like. Gene Ontology annotation, cellular component: neuronal cell body; axon; plasma membrane. Lineage: Eukaryota; Metazoa; Arthropoda; Insecta; Hymenoptera; Vespidae. The coding region runs from base 300 to 1739 and encodes 479 amino acids. Gene Ontology annotation, molecular function: axon guidance receptor activity; protein binding. The transcript is spliced from 10 exons. The record is from RefSeq and is a predicted model, not a curated record. Gene Ontology annotation, biological process: homophilic cell-cell adhesion; synapse organization.
UGAAAGGAAGAUCAGUGUCUACUGAAAAGUCUCAGAGAUCGCACGCGAGAUAGUAUUAUUAUUAUUAUUAUUAUUAUUAUUAUUAUUAUUAUUGUUAUUAUAUAAGUUAAAUUUUUAAUUGUUUUGUGUGUUUGUGUGUGUAUAUUUCUCUCUGUGUGUGUGUGUGUGUGUGUGUACGCGCACGCGCGCGCAUGUAUGUAUAUGUGCGUGUGUCUGUUUUAUACCUUAACUAAUAUCAAAGAAAAAUAUCUUCGUUGAUUUUACGAUCCAUCUUCUUUCGAUCGAUACAUCGAUCGAAGAUGACAACUAUUUCUUGGAUUAUCUGCUUGUUCGCAAUGGGAGGAGUUCACGCAGCAAUGAAUCAAGGUUUUACGAACCAUCCGACGGUUGUAAAGGUCUUUAAAAAUGACUCGGUUUUGCUACCCUGUGAUGUGCAAGAUCUCGGGGUGCAAACUAGGGUGAAAUGGUGGGGAAAAGGGAUUCUUUUGGCUGACAGCGAUGAUCCACGUUUGAUGACGCCCGAAAGAAUUCACCUAUGGAAUAACGGUAGCUUACUGAUUUCUAACCUACAGGCAGAAGAUACCGGAGAAUAUGUAUGCCAAGCGUCCCGACCAACUCCUUGGGGAUAUGUUACGCAUGUACACGAUAUCCAAGUUAUGUAUCCACCGAGUAUUCGCCCAGUACCGGAGUCCGGCGAACUGGAAGUCAAUUUAAAAGAGGAAGUCGACAUGGAGUGCAUUGCCAACGGAGUUCCUGCGCCCGUUGUUUCUUGGUGGACUAAGGACGGUGAGAUACCAUUAUUGACAAACAGACCACGUCUAAGAUUUUAUGCAGAUCAUCGUAAUCGUUCAGGGGAAUAUACUUGCAUAGCCAGCAAUGGUAUCGGUGAUUCAGUAUCGGCAACGAUAGAUCUUCGUAUAAAAUAUAAGCCAGAAAUUAUUAUCAAUAAGCCAUGGGUUCAUGCAUCGCCUGGAAUUCGAACCCAAUUGGAUUGCAGAGUUAUUGCUUGGCCAGAGGCUGAGGUUGAGUGGUACUUCAUGAACAAGACGGUAUCCUAUUCAAUGAGAAUAGUGAAACACAGUAUAGGACAUAAUCAUAGUUUAGUAAUAAGGAAUGUGAUAACGAAGGAUUAUGGAUUUUAUUUAUGUAGAGCAUCGAAUUCCUUGGGAAUAACCGAGGCUGCGAUCGAAUUAUCAGGAGUAGCGAAUCCUGCGAUUUUCAAAGAAGCUAAGAGUAUAUCGAAGACUGCGUAUAAUUUCAUUUGGGAGGUUGAUUGCUAUACUCCUAUCGUUGAAUAUCAAUUCUCCUUUCGUCAGUACAGGAAGUACGUUCACGAAGGUUCGUUCAGAGCGAGUACAACUACUACGACACAUAAGUGGCAUAAACUUUACAUACCGAGCGGAAGCAAUGCGAUUGGUCCAGUACAUGCUCGAUCCUUCAAUUUAACAGGAUUGGCUGAAGCUACACACUACGAGGCUUUUGUAGUAUCGAGAAAUCGUUAUGGUUCGAGCAGACCAUCGAAAGUCAUACGAUUUGCUACGGAAGGUGCUCCUCCUGAUGCUGAAGAUUAUUACAAAACGAUCGAUAUAGUACCGGACGAAAAGAUCAACACUGUAAUACAAAUGGCCUCGAUGUCUCAACAAACCAGCACGGAAAACAAUGGAUGCUCUUGUGUGACGAAAGAAAGCACAGCUUUUGUCCUUUCUUUUGCCUUGUUUUUCACGAGUAUGAAAUUAUAGACCGUCCUUUUUUUAAAGGACUAUUUCUGUAAAGAAACUCACCAUCUCGUUACUUCUAUAAAAGGAAAAAAAAAAAGAAAAAGAAAAAGAA